Macaca mulatta (Rhesus monkey) is the source of this 1896-nucleotide messenger RNA. NCBI's taxonomy places the organism in Eukaryota, Metazoa, Chordata, Mammalia, Primates, Cercopithecidae. The record is from RefSeq and is a predicted model, not a curated record.
CGCUUCCCAACGCCCUGGCGUGGGCCGUUUUCUUUUGAAGAAUGAGAAUGUUUCAUUGAGGCUACGCCUCCUGAAUGCAGGAAGGCCACGGGAUGGUCCCAAGACUGUGCCAAGGCGUGCCAGGCCUCGGGUCCUUGAGGAGCAGCGAGGGCUCUGAGAACGCCCCUGGCGAAGCGGUGCCGCCUCCAGCCCAGAGAUGCCGCCAAGAUGCCCGAGAGUGCUUGGAAGUUUCUCUUCUACCUGGGCAGCUGGAGCUACAGUGCCUACCUGCUGUUUGGCACCGACUACCCCUUCUUCCACGACCCACCAUCUGUCUUCUACGACUGGACGCCGGGCAUGGCGGUGCCGCGGGACAUCGCAGCCGCCUACCUGCUCCAGGGAAGCUUCUAUGGCCACUCCAUCUACGCCACGCUGUACAUGGACACCUGGCGCAAGGACUCGGUGGUCAUGCUGCUCCAUCACGUGGUCACUCUCAUCCUCAUCGUCUCCUCCUACGCCUUCCGGUACCACAAUGUGGGCAUCCUUGUGCUCUUCCUGCACGAUAUCAGUGACGUGCAGCUUGAGUUCACCAAGCUCAACAUUUACUUCAAGUCCCGCGGUGGCUCCUACCACCGGCUGCAUGCCCUGGCAGCAGACCUGGGCUGCCUCAGCUUCGGCUUCAGCUGGUUCUGGUUCCGCCUCUACUGGUUCCCGCUCAAGGUCCUGUACGCCACUUGUCACUGCAGUCUGCGCGCGGUGCCUGACAUCCCCUUCUACUUCUUCUUCAAUGCGCUCCUGCUGCUGCUCACCCUCAUGAACCUCUACUGGUUCCUGUACAUCGUGGCGUUUGCAGCCAAGGUGUUGACAGGCCAGGUGCGCGAGCUGAAGGACCUGCGGGAGUACGACGUGGCCGAGGCCCAAAGCCUGAAGCCCAGCAAAGCCGAGUGAGUGUGGAGGGGCCCGCACCCCGCGUUCCCUCCUUUAGUGUCGCCUGUCCGAGCAUGCUCAUGGGCAGGCCCCCAAGACCCAGCAGCAGAUGAGGCCAACGCGGAUGCUGCCCCCCCAAGCCUACUCCAAAACAGAGACUGCAAUAAAGACGUGGACAAUGUGGCCACUACCCUGAAGGAUAGGACAGUGAGGAAGGGGAGGGAGAGGCUGGGGAGGGGCAGGCAGGGUCUCAGCAGUGGGGACACUGAGGGCCAGGGCCUAGUGGCUGGUGUGGCUGCAGUGGACGAGCUGGGGCCCUGUGGCUGGUGAGGAGUAGCUGUUGGCCAGGCUGGACGACAUCCUCCCACCCAUGUCCCCACUGGAGCCGGUGGCAGUGGGGCUGGGGAGGAAGGAAUGCCCAGGACCGCAGGGGGAGCCCAGGCUCCAUCUGGGCUGAGACGUCCUGGCCUCUGAGUCUGGCAGGGGAGCCCACUGCCCAGCCAAACAGGAGCUGGGGCUGGGAGCUCGGACUCAGCCCAACCCAGGAGGGAGUCCUGGGGAAGGAGACAGCCCCAGGCCUGGGGCGGGCAGGCGGGCGCCUGGGCCAGGGAUGAACGGAGGCCAAAUUGGGUGACAAGCAGGGUCGGGGUGUGCAGUGUCUCAUAGGCAAUGUGAGGAGUGUUUGAGCAGGGGCCAGGACAGGAGGUUGUGGAAGGCUCUGGAAGGUGCCGACCAGCCAGGCCCUCUGAUUUGGCCAGUGGGAGCCAUCAGUGACCUGGGAACGAUGGUUUCAGGGAGGCAGUGGCUCAGAGCUCCGUGACGUUUUUUGCAAUGGGAGGUGCGAGAUGCAGACAUUUAACACAUCCGGGGCUGUAGCCAGGCAGAGGAGCCUCAGACCCCCCACCCUGUUUGGAAGGGAGAACCCACCAGAUUCGCCUUGGGUAUAGAUGAAACAGAAAUAAAAGAAUCAAAGAUGACUCAAGACUUCAA